Messenger RNA from Tribolium castaneum (red flour beetle), 2033 nucleotides. Its product is annotated as glucose dehydrogenase [FAD, quinone]. The coding region runs from base 186 to 2012 and encodes 608 amino acids. The transcript has 3 exons. The record is from RefSeq and is a predicted model, not a curated record. Gene Ontology annotation, molecular function: flavin adenine dinucleotide binding; oxidoreductase activity, acting on CH-OH group of donors. NCBI's taxonomy places the organism in Eukaryota, Metazoa, Arthropoda, Insecta, Coleoptera, Tenebrionidae.
GAAACCGUAUUUUUACUCCAGUCUUGCAUUCUUCCAACCAGCUGAUGGUUCAGACGUACCGUUACUGAAGCGAUUUUACGGUUUAAUAAAACUGGUUUGUUGUAAGAAGUCUUAAACGUAUCUGUGAUGUUGGUGAUGUAAACCAUCGAAUCUUCUUUGAAAUUUACGUAUUUCAAGCAGAGACAAUGGACCAUGCCAUCGACCCUUGCCCCUCCUCAACGUCGGGCGUGUCAGCCCACCUUUUCCUCACCCUUAUUAACAGCCUCCUGGCGUCCAAAUGCCGCAUCAGUUCACCCUCCAACUACCCCCAAAACCGCGCCUCCACCCUGUCUGACAACGACGAGUUUGAUUUCAUAAUCGUGGGUGCUGGGAGUUCCGGAUCGGUUGUAGCCAACCAACUGUCCCUAAACCGGAACUGGAAAGUCCUAGUCCUCGAAUCCGGAAAUCUUCCGCCACCCGAUAGUGAAAUACCCAGCCUGCUAUUCAGCCUUCAAGGCACGGAAAGCGAUUGGCAAUAUGCGACCGAACCCAAUCAAAAAUCCUGUCAAGGGUUCAUUGAGAAGAAAUGUCGCUGGCCGAGGGGGAAAUGUCUGGGGGGCAGCAGUGCAAUCAACGCCAAUCUGUACAUUCGGGGAAAUAGGCGGGAUUAUGACACUUGGGCGGAACUAGGGAACGAAGGGUGGGACUAUGAUUCGGUCAUGGAGUACUACAAAAAGCUGGAAGAUGUUGAUGGGUUUGAUGGGUACGGUCGAGGUGGUUUUGUCCCAUUGAAUGUCUACCAAUCGAAUGAACCCGUGGGCGAAGCCCUCAAAGACUCGGCACGGGUCCUAGGUUACCCCACCAUACCCCAAGAGGGUAAUUUCGGGUACUUUGAAGCCCUCCAAACUGUGGAUAAGGGCAUAAGGGCAAAUGCGGGCAAAAUUUUCCUGGGACGAGCCAAAGACCGGGAAAAUCUAGUCGUGGCCAUGGGUGCCACAGUGGAAAAAAUUUUGCUCAAAGAAAAAAAAACAGAAGGUGUUUUGGUCAACAUUGGGGGGCGACAAAUCGCACUCAAGGCUCGUAAAGAGGUGAUUUUGUCAGCUGGGGCCAUAAACAGCCCCCAACUUUUGAUGUUGAGUGGCAUAGGGCCGAAAAAACACCUCCAAGACGUGGGAAUUGACCCAGUCAUGGACCUCCAAGUCGGCGAAAAUUUACAAGACCACAUUUUCUACCUCGGAUUACUUGUCGCAGUUGACGAUAAAGUCUCGCAAGUCCAAACCAACGUAAUCGAUGAGAUUUAUAAAUACUUCAUGUACAAUGAGGGGGCUGUGGGUCAGAUCGGGAUCACCAACUUGCUUGGUUUUGUGAAUUCGCGAAACGACUCCAAUUACCCCAAUUUGCAAUUCCACCACAUUUUGUACAUCAAAGGGGACAACUACCUCCUCCCCGAAAUCCUACGAGUGACAGGAUUGGGCCCCGAAGUUGCCUCAAUCGAACUACAAGCCAAUCAAAAAUCCCCAAUGUUCAAAAUAGCCCCAACUCUCCUCAACCCAAAAUCACGUGGGAACAUUUUACUGAAGUCCAAAAACCCCAACGACAAACCUCUGAUUUUUGCCAAUUAUUUGGACGAUCCCUUGGACGUGGAAACCCUACUUGAAGGCAUCAAAUUCGGGUUGAAACAAAUCGAAAGCGAUCCUUUUGCCAAGUUUAAGCCCAAAUUGAUUGAUUACAAUUUGAAAGAAUGUCAAAAAUUCGAGUACAAAUCCGAUGACUAUUGGAGGUGUGCCAUCCGGUGGCUCACCACCACGCUCUACCACCCCGUGGGCACGUGCAAAAUGGGGCCCAGGGCCGACCCCACCUCCGUGGUCGACCCCAGGUUAAGAGUGCACGGGAUUGAGGGCUUGAGGGUGAUUGACGCCUCAAUCAUGCCCCUGAUCAUCAGCGGGAACACGAACGCCCCCUGUUUGAUGAUCGGGUUGAAAGGAGGGGCCAUGAUUUUGGAAGACUGGGGGGUAAAACAUGACGAGUUGUAAUAAAAUUUUCAAAACCCAAAA